AUGCUCAUGAAGCUCAUCGACCUCAUCGCUGCCUUCUUGGCCUCGUGCAUUGAGGCCAACCGCACGUGCAUCAUCAUCACCAACGGCGAAGCGGGCUGGGUCGAGGCGUCGUGCGCGCGCUUCAUGCCAUCACUGCUGCCUCUUCUCUCAAACAUCCAGAUCGUCUCGGCGCGGACCGCGUUCGAGGCCACGUACCCCGUCGACGAGUGGAAGGUCGCGUGCUUUACAUCGGAGCUCGCCAAGAUCAUGGGCCAGAAGAGCCACGCGCAGCAACACAUCAUUUCGAUUGGCGACUCGCACUAUGAGCGCGUCGCGCUGCAGGCCUUCUCGUGCAUGAUGCCCUUGGCCAAAACCAAGUCGGUCAAGUUUGUGCAUGUGCCGAGCAUGGAGGACCUCAUCCGCCAAGUCAAGCUCAUCCAGACGUACCUCGGCCACCUCUGUACGCACCCGGGGCACCUCGACUUGAUCUUGUCCCAUGACCUCCUCCGCGACGUGUCGGUGUAG
Molecule: messenger RNA, 504 nt
Organism: Saprolegnia parasitica CBS 223.65
Lineage: Eukaryota; Oomycota; Saprolegniomycetes; Saprolegniales; Saprolegniaceae
Exons: 1
Coding region: 1-504 (167 amino acids)
Source: RefSeq, a predicted model, not a curated record